UGCAUUGAGAAAAAAGAACCUGAGCUGCAAUAAGUCCUGACACCAGAUGAGGCAUUCCAAAAGAACUCACUGCCCUGACUGGGAUAACAGAGAAAGCUGGGGACAUGAAAGCUACAGUGGAAGUCACAAAAGGAAGAGGAGAUCCCACAGUAGUACACAAGAGAACAGACAUUGUAAACCACAUCACCAGCUUAAAGAAUCUUAUUGUCAUUAUUUAGGAGCAAGGUUCUUGAAUGAGAGAUAUUAUCGGGACCCGAGAUACAUGGAUGAAUACAGAAAUGACUACUGCAAAAGAUAUGUUCCUAGACGUUAUCACAGAGACAUUGAAAGCAGUUAUCGAAUCCACUGCAGUAAAUCUUCAGUCCGAAGCUGGAGAAGCAGUCCUAAAAGGAAGUGUAAUAGACACUGUUCAAGUAAUCAGUCACGUUCGAAGAGCCACCAAAGGAAAAGAUCCAGGAGUAUAGAAGAUGAUGAAGAGGGUCACCUUAUCUGUCAAAGUGGAGACGUUCUAAAAGCAAGAUAUGAAAUCGUGAACACUUUGGGAGAAGGGGCCUUUGGCAGAGUUGUAGAGUGCAUUGAUCAUGGCAUGGGUGGCAUACAUGUAGCAGUGAAAAUCAUAAAAAGUGUGGGACAAUAUCGUGAAGCAGCUCAUUCAGAAAUCGAAGUAUUAGAGCAUUUAAAUAGUACUGAUCCCAAUAAUGUCUUCCGAUGUGUCCCGAUGCUAGAAUGGUUUGAUCAUCAUGGUCAUAUUUGUAUUGUGUUCGAACUCCUGGGACUUAGUACCUAUGAUUUCAUUAAAGAAAAUAGCUUUCUGCCCUUUCAAAUUGACCAUAUCAGGCAAAUGGCAUAUCAGAUCUGUCAGUCAAUAAAUUUUUUGCAUCAUAAUAAAUUAACCCAUACAGAUCUGAAGCCUGAAAAUAUUUUAUUUGUGGAGUCUGACUAUGUAGUCAAGUAUAAUUCAAAAAUGAAACGUGAUGAACGCACACUGAAAAACACAGCUAUCAAAAUUGUUGACUUAGGAAGUGCAACAUACGAUGAUGAACAUCAUAACACUUUGGUAUCUACACGGCAUUACAGAGCUCCAGAGGUCAUUUUGGCUUUAGGUUGGUCUCAGCCAUGUGAUGUUUGGAGCAUAGGUUGCAUUCUUAUUGAAUAUUACCUUGGUUUCACAGUCUUUCAGACUCAUCAUAGUAAAGAACACCUGGCAAUGAUGGAACGUAUAUUAGGACCCAUACCAACAGACAUGAUUCAGAAAACAAGGAAACAGAAGUAUUUUCAUCAUAAUCAGCUGGAUUGGGAGGAACAUAGUUCUGCUGGUAGAUAUGUUACGAGACGCUACAAACCAUUAAAGACCUCUUGGGAUCGCAGCUGGAACUCGGGCUGCAGAGUCGCAGAGGUGCAUGCGCGGGAGUGGGUGCAGCCCGGCGUCCAGGUGAGGGCGGAGGUGCGUGCUGCGCGCGGGGUCAGCCAGAGGAACCUGCCCAAAGUGGCCGCUGUGGAGGAGUUGGCGGCAGGGAAGGGGGCGUGCGCCGCGGGCUGCUGCUGCCCGGAGGCCAAGCCCCGUGCCGGGCCGACCUCGUGCCUCGGGCUCUCCAGCACGCUCAGCCAGCGACCCCGGCUCUGUGCACCGUCCUCUCUGAGAGUCAACCCGCGAUGA
Mesoplodon densirostris (Blainville's beaked whale) is the source of this 1657-nucleotide messenger RNA. RefSeq names its product dual specificity protein kinase CLK4-like. The record is from RefSeq and is a predicted model, not a curated record. Gene Ontology annotation, molecular function: ATP binding; protein tyrosine kinase activity. NCBI's taxonomy places the organism in Eukaryota, Metazoa, Chordata, Mammalia, Artiodactyla, Ziphiidae. Gene Ontology annotation, biological process: regulation of RNA splicing; protein phosphorylation. The coding region runs from base 47 to 1657 and encodes 536 amino acids. The transcript is spliced from 15 exons. Gene Ontology annotation, cellular component: nucleus.